Molecule: messenger RNA, 1308 nt
Organism: Zasmidium cellare ATCC 36951
Lineage: Eukaryota; Fungi; Ascomycota; Dothideomycetes; Mycosphaerellales; Mycosphaerellaceae
Exons: 1
Coding region: 1-1308 (435 amino acids)
Molecular function (GO): FAD binding; monooxygenase activity
Source: RefSeq, a predicted model, not a curated record
AUGCCGUGCAGACUCCAGGUCCUCAUCGCAGGUGGCGGGAUAGGCGGACUCGCCUGCGCCAUCGCCCUUCGUCGCGCUGGGCACUCAGUCACCGUCCUCGAGAAGUCGUCACUCAGUCACGAAAUCGGCCAGGGCAUCACUUGUGCUCCCAACGGCUCAAAAGUGCUGGAUCGUCUCGGAUUUGAUAUCUCCAAGCAACUGCCUCUUGCAGAUUACAUGGGGACGCAUGUCGUGAAGGCUGACAACUUGGAAAUUUUGAGCUGGCAAGACUACAGCAAUCUGAAUGAGCGGUUAGGAUUCCGAGUGAAAACUGCAUACCGACCGGAUCUACACGCUGCAUUGGUCGAGCUGGCUACUGGUGCGGGAGAAGGUGAAGCAGUCAUCAUCAAGACGAAGACAGGUGUGGCAGAGUGGAACGCCGAGGCAGGAAGUCUCGUUCUUGAAGACGGCGCUGUCUUGACGGCAGACCUCAUCAUCGCCGCCGACGGUGUGAAGUCUCAGGCAGCCAAGCACAUCCUCGAACCACACCUUACAUGUCCAAGCAUCGACUCCAGCAGCACUAUCGUCUAUCGAUUCACCCUGCCCACCGCCAAGAUCAAGAAUGACCCCGAAAUGAGCCACCUCUUAGAUGCAGGUGAUGGAAUUUGUACGUUCAACGUCUCGACUCCGAGAAUGGAUCGAUGGCUUGUACGAUACUACUGCCGCAACAACGAGAUUUGUAACUUCGCACUCUAUGCUCUUGAGAGUCGAUCAGAGACAGACCUGCAGGAGAACGGACUGAGGUUCAAAACCGACCGAAGUAGCCUGGUGAAAGCCAUGCAAGGGUUCCACCCAAGUCUGCUCAAAGUCGCGAGUCUAGCAGACGACGUCCUCCCUCUCUGGCGUUGUACGACCCGUGAACCCCUCGAACGAUUGCAUAGAGGGAGAAUGGCAGUCAUCGGCGACGCAGCACAUCCACUACUACCGCAUCAGGGCCUCGGAGCGGUCUCUGCAAUCGAAGACGCCGGGGCGUUGGGCGCCUUAUUUUCCAAUCUCCCAUUGCACUCCUCUCAAGAUACCGGACGACUCGUGAGCGAACGACUGGAGCUUUUCAGCCAACUACGAGUUCCCCGCGUGGCAGCUUACAAGUUCUAUUCUGAUACGCCGUUCUUUCGCGAUGCAGUGCAGGAACAAGGUCAGAAAGUCAUGAAGUGGUAUAAAGGGGAGGAUUUACCCGCGAGAGCUGAGGACUUGAGGCCUUGGUCUAUGGCUUACGAUGUUGUCGAGGACGCAGAGCGGAAGAUGGCGGAGGCUGGAUUCUUGGAAUGA